Drosophila serrata is the source of this 492-nucleotide messenger RNA. It is a transcript of the gene mRpS33, whose product is annotated as mitochondrial ribosomal protein S33. The record is from RefSeq and is a predicted model, not a curated record. NCBI's taxonomy places the organism in Eukaryota, Metazoa, Arthropoda, Insecta, Diptera, Drosophilidae. Gene Ontology annotation, cellular component: mitochondrion.
UACCAGCUGUGCAGUGUUUUUGUUUCGUGACAUAACCGCAAUUCGGUAAAAACCAUAAAUUUAGCCCUUGUUUAAUAAAAAUACACGUAUAAGGGCAGUAAUUAUUGUCCAAAUAUGUCCCACAAGUAUACGGAGCUGAUCAAGCUCGGCACGCAGUAUGCCCGACGCAUGAAUUACCUCUCAAACCGCAUUUUCGGCGAAGUUGCACGCACCACCAACGAGAAAUCCAUGAAGGUUGUCCGCAUGUUCUCCGAGGAGCCCAUACACAAGCGCGACUAUGUGGUCAAUUGGUAUCCCCGUCACGUGGAGACGCAUCUGCUGAUGAAAAACCUUCGCGACUAUGGCCUUUUCCGGGACGAGCACUUGGACUUUCAGGACGAGAUGAAAAGGUUGCGCAAACUACGUGGCAAGGCGCCGCCCAAGAAGGGCGAGGGCAAGCGGGCCUCCAAGAAAUAGUAGUAGGAUAAAUAUAAAGUAGUCUUUUUAUUGAAA